CCUAGUACUUACCAGCUUUUUCUUCUUCGCCCAAUGGCUUCUUCUUUCUCAUCUUCUCCCAAUUGGGUAUACGACGUUUUCCCAAGCUUUAGCGGGGAAGACGUCCGCGUAACUUUCCUCAGCCACUUUCUCAAAGAGUUGGAUCGGAAAUUGAUCAAGGCUUUCAAAGACAACGAGAUCAAGAGAAGUCAGUCGCUCAAACCCGAGCUUAAACAAGCGAUUAGGACUUCAAGGAUCGCGGUGGUCGUGUUUUCAGAAAAAUACCCAUCUUCCAGCUGGUGCCUAGACGAGUUAUUGGAAAUCGUGAAAUGUGAGGAAGAAUCAGGUCAACUAGUUAUACCCAUUUUCUACGGUCUGGAUCCAUCCCAUGUCAGAAAACAAACUGGAAAAUUUGGUGAUGCCUUUGCCAAGACUUGUCAUAAUAGGGCAGAGGAUGAAACAAAACUUUGGCGGCAGUCGUUGACCAGAGUAGCAAAUAUACUUGGAUAUCAUUCUAAAAGUUGGCAUAAUGAAGCAAACAUGAUUGAAGCAAUUGCCAACGAUGUUUUGGGUAAACUAAAUUUAACUCUAUCGAAAGAUUUUCAGGACUUUGUCGGAAUAGAAGAUCAUAUCGCAAAGAUUAGUCUCUUAUUGCAUCUGGAAUCCGAGAAAGUGAGGAUGGUUGGGAUAUGGGGUUCCUCAGGAAUUGGCAAGACUACUAUUGCUAGAGUUUUAUAUAGUCGCCUGUCCCAUCAGUUCCAAAGUAGUAUUUAUGUAGACAAGGCUUUCAUAUCAAAGAGUAUGAGAAUUUACAAUAGCGCUAACCUUGACGACUACAAUAUAAAGUUGCACUUACAAAGAUCUUUCUUAUCUGAAAUUUUAGAUAAAAAUGACAUAAAAAUACAUAGUUUAGGUGUAGUGGAAGAGAGGCUAAAGCACCAUAAAGUUCUUAUCUUGAUUGAUGAUUUGGAAGAUCAAAUGGUGCUAGAUACUUUGGUAGGUCAAUCUCAAUGGUUUGGAUUUGGAAGUAGAAUCAUUGUGAUAACAAAAGAAAAGCAUUUUUUAAGAGCCCAUGGGAUUGAUUAUAUAUAUGAGGUAUGUAUCCCAUCUAAAGAGCUUGCUCUUGAGAUGUUUUCCAGAUAUGCCUUCAGGCAAAACUGUCCACCUGAUGAUUUGAUGGAGCUUGCUUCUGAAGUUGCAUUGUGUGCCGGUAAUCUUCCGUUAGGUCUUAACAUUUUGGGUUUGUAUCUAAGGGGUAGGGACAAAGAGGACUGGAAGGAUAUGUUGCCUAGCCUUCGUAACAGGUUGAAUGGAAAGAUUGAGAAAACAUUGAGUGUGAGCUACGAUGGGCUAAAUAACAAAAAAGAUGAAGCAAUAUUUCGUCACGUUGCAUGUCUUUUCAAUGGUACAAAUAUCAGUGAUAUCAAACAGUUUCUAGCAGACAGUGACUUGGAUAUUAAUAUCGGGAUUAAAAAUCUCGUUGAGAAGUCUCUUAUCCAUGUAAGAUAUGGUAUCGUGGAGAUGCACUGUUUGCUACAAGAAAUGGGUAAGGAGAUUGUCCGUGCUCAAUCCAAUGAACCUGGAGAACGGGAAUUCCUUAUGGAUUCGAAGGAUAUACGUGAUAUACUUGAAAAUAAUACCGGUACUAAAAAGGUUUUAGGUAUAACUUUGGAUAUGGAUGAGAUUGAUAAACUCAAUGUACAUGAGAAUGCUUUUAAAGGGAUGCAUAAUCUCAUUUCUUUAAAAGUCUACACGAAGAACUGGGACCCGAAGAAAGAAGUAAGGUGGCACUUACCGGAAGGCUUUAGCUAUUUACCCCACAAACUUAAACUUUUAAGGAUGGACGGAUACCCAAUGAGAAAUAUGCCUUCUAACUUUUGUCCAGAAAAUCUCGUUAAUCUUCAAAUGCCAGGGAGCAAACUCGAGAAGCUGUGGGAAGGAGUUCCGACACUUAGAGGGCUCAAGGACAUAGAUUUGCAAAGAUCUAGAAAUUUGAAAGAAAUUCCAGAUCUCUCCACGGCCACUAAUCUCAAGACACUUUAUCUUCGCGAUUGUUCAAGUUUGGUGGAACUUCCUUCUUCAAUUCAAAAUCUCAACAAAUUGAAGAGGUUAGUUAUGGCAGGAUGCAAAAGUCUAGAGACACUCCCCACCGGAAUCAACCUACAAUCUCUUUAUAGGCUUGACCUCGGUGGAUGCUCACGGUUGAAGAUUUUUCCUGAUAUAUCAACCAACAUCUCACAACUCAUUCUAAGCAAAACAGGGAUCGAAGAAUUUCCCUCUAUCUUGCGUCUAGAAAAUAUUCUGAGUCUUAGCAUGCGUACAAUGAAGAUUGAGAAUUUGUGGAGAAGACUACACCCGCUGACACCUCUCAUGACCAAGAUGUCUCCCACUUUGGAGAGAUUGUUUCUCUCGGAUAUCCCAAGUUUGUUGGAGCUUCCUUCUUCUAUCCAGAAUUUCAAUAAACUUGAGUAUUUGGGAAUCAUAGACUGCGUGAAUCUCGAGACUCUUCCCAUUCACAUCAACAUUCGAUCUCUUUGUCACCUUGAUCUCACUGGAUGCUUACGUUUGAGGACUUUUCCUGAUAUCUCGACCAACAUCUCCCAACUUUCUCUAACCCGAACAGGCAUUGAAGAGGUUCCUUGGUGGAUCACAAAAUUCUCUAAGCUCUCAUACAUACGUAUGAAUGGAUGUCAGAAAUUACGGUGUGUAUCCCUACACAUUUCUAAACUAAAACAUCUUCAUACAGUUGACUUUUCAGGCUGCGGAGCAUUGAAUAAAGAUAGCUGGAAUGAUAGUGUAAGUGAUGUGGCAACAGACAACAUUCACUCUACAUUAACUGUCGGCCUCGACCAGCCUUCAUCUUAUUUUCCGGACAAUUUUAUCAACUGCUUCAACUUGGAUCAAGAAGCUAUGCUUCAACGACAAUCAAUUUAUUCCAAGUUCAUGACCUUGUCAGGUGAAGAAGUGCUUUCAUAUUUCACGCACCGUACUACUGGAACUUGUUUGACCAAUGUCCCACUACUUCACACCUCUACCUCUCAACCGUUUUUGAAAUUUAAGGCUUGCGCCGUGGUUGAUCCCAAAUCUUCUCUUCAUGGUCAUUUUACCUUUGACAUCCUCGUAGCUUGUCGGUUCAAAGAUAGACUUGGGAACCACUUUGAUUCCCCUUAUCGACCACGUAGGUUUUGGAAAAGUGAGAAAGGUAUUUUCCUUGUUAUAUUUGAGUGCUCUAUCCUUCUAAACGAAGACAAUGCUUCUGUAGAUGAACAAAACUACGAUCACGUGGAUAUACAGGUUCAUAUUAGUAAUAGUAGUGAUUCUACGUUCACAUUAAAAGGAUGGGGUAUACGCCUCUUCGAGGACUUUUCAUCAAUGGAGAAACGUCUUGGCAACGGAAAUACUCUUCCACAUGUUAGUGAAGCCGAUGAAGACAAUAUGAUUAAUGAAACUUAACACAGUGAAGAGCUUGGAGACAGUUGUGUAGAGACAGAGAAAAGAAGGAAGGGAAUGCUUACCAGCAUUAAGCAUGAAGAAUGUGGAGACAACACCGUAGAUAGAAGGAGAAGCAGGAAAAGAAUGCGAGUGCUAAACAUGUGACAUAAGCUUUAUAAAAAUACAAUAUUACUUUGUAGGUUAAGUCGGAAAUGAUGAUAUACAAUAUUAUAAUGACUAAACUUUUUCUGCAGAUUAUACUGGGAAGAUGACUAUUCAAGAAAUUACUAACUUGCUUUGCCAAACCGCAAGAUAAAUAAAAUAAGCUUGUGAAGCAAAUGGGGGAUUACAUGAAGGAGUUUUGAUUUGUUGAAUGUGAAUCUUCGAAAACCUAUGAAAUGAGUAAGUGCAUGUGCGGUAAAAAGAACCUCUAUGAAUCUCAUAAAUAUAUUAUUUUAAUAAAUUUUGUGUAAUUUUAUUUUUAUUUAAAAUUUAAAUU
This is a messenger RNA of Camelina sativa (false flax), 3910 nucleotides long. NCBI's taxonomy places the organism in Eukaryota, Viridiplantae, Streptophyta, Magnoliopsida, Brassicales, Brassicaceae. The record is from RefSeq and is a predicted model, not a curated record.